ACGUCGUAUUGAAGCGGAAAUGACGCUAGUGACGUUUUGUUGACAUUUGUUUGUGAAAGACAAAAACAGUGGACACCAACGGGAUAGUGUAUUUUUGGAAACCAGCUAACGGACCUCUGGGCUGACGGAAGACCACCGUGUCGUGAUUGAAAUACGGCUACAGGUAUUCUGUGAGUUCUGGUCCAGACUUGACUUCAGACAGAGGGAAGAAAAAAGACCCAGACCAGUUUGUGGACGGAGCAAGUCGGAACAAAACAAACCGUGUCACCCAGACUACACGAGAGGCUGAAUCAUCCACAGGCUAAACAACCACCAGACAGUUGUCUUUAGCUCUACGUUUAUAAAGGACUACUGAUCAUCCUUCCGUCUGCGUUACAGUAGUGGACUUAUUUCCUAACAGCUGCCCAGUAUAUAACAUGUUACCGAGGUAGUGUUGGUUAUUCCAACGCUGUCCGUUAGACUAGCAGGUUAGCAAGCUAAUGUUAGCCGCUGCUAUCAUUACCCUUGCUUGAUGUGCGGAGUAGUUUGUUAUAACAUGUUCUGAGGUUAUCACAGUGCAUUCGUUUCACACAGUGUUACUUCAAGUAGCUCGUUAGUGCGGAGAAACUCCAAGAAUGUGAAGCAUAAUGGCCAACUUUGAAGCUUACCAGGAGUACCAGAGAAUUGAGGACUUUGAGGAGGACUCACCACCAGGGGAGGAGGACUUACUAGUGCAUGUGCCCGAAGGCCUAAAAGACUCAUGGCACCAUAUCAAGAACCUGGAUAACUUCUUCACAAGAAUCUAUCAUUUUCAUCAGAAGAAUGGCUUUGCUUGUAUGAUGGUGACAGAGUUCUUUGAACUUGUUCAGUUGUUGUUUGUUAUCACGUUCACAACGUUCCUUGUCAACUGUGUGGAGUACGAUGUCCUGUUUGCCAAUCGAGCGGUCAACCACACGGGGCCGGGCCACAACCCCUUGGAUAGGAGCAAGGUCACACUUCCAGAUGCCAUCCUACCUAGCCAGCAGUGUACUCAGAGGAUUCAGGAGAACAGCUGGAAUAUUUUCCUUCUCAUCAUGGCAGCCAUCUUCUGGAUCUAUCGACUUGUUAAAGUCAUUUGCAACAUUUUGAGCUACUGGGAGAUCAGGCAGUUCUACAUCAAAGCACUGAAGAUCAGAAUGGAUGAACUAUGCAACUUCACAUGGCAAGAGGUCCAGGACCGGCUCAUCAGCCUGCAACGAGAGCAGCAAAUGUGCAUACACAAGAAGGAGCUGACAGAACUCGACAUCUAUCACCGCAUCCUGCGAUUCAAGAACUACAUGGUGGCCAUGAUAAACAAGUCCCUGCUGCCGGUACAGCUGCAGCUCCCCCUGCUGGGAAAUGUGGUGUUCCUCACCCAGGGCCUCAAGUACAACUUUGAGCUGAUCCUCUUCUGGGGCCCUGGUUCUCUCUUUCAGAACAAGUGGAACCUGCACCCAAAAUACAAGCGGAGUGGAAACCGCCUGGAGCUGGCCCAGCAGCUCAGUAGAGUCAUCCUGCUGAUGGGUUUGGCUAACCUGCUGCUGUGUCCCUUCAUCCUGGUGUGGCAGGUGCUGUAUGCUUUCUUCAGCUAUACUGAAAUAAUCCGUAGAGAACCCGGGAGUCUCGGUGCACGAAGGUGGUCCCUGUAUGGCCGUUUGUACCUGAGACACUUCAACGAGCUGGACCAUGAGCUGCAUGGACGCUUGGGCCGGGGCUACAAACCCACGUCGAAAUACAUGAACUCCUUUACAUCACCGCUGCUGACAGUGCUGGCUAAGAACAUUGCCUUCUUCUCAGGCUCAGUACUGGCUGUGCUCAUUGCACUGACAGUCUAUGAUGAGGACGUUCUGACAGUGCAGCACAUUCUUACAGCGAUCACUGUGCUGGGGGUGCUGAUCACUAUCACCAGAUCCUUCAUCCCAGAUGAGCAUAUGGUGUGGUGUCCAGAGCAGCUGCUGCAGUGCAUGCUGGCACACAUUCACUACAUGCCAGACCACUGGAGAGGCCAUGCUAACAAGAGCGAGACCCGGGAUGAGGUGGCACAGCUGUUCCAGUACAAAGCGGUGUUCAUCUUAGAGGAGCUGCUCAGUCCUAUUGUCACUCCCUUCAUUCUCAUCUUCCUGCUGAGGAACAAGUCUCUGGAGAUCAUUGACUUCUUCAGGAACUUUACGGUGGAGGUGGUUGGAGUCGGAGACAUUUGUUCCUUUGCACAGAUGGACAUCAGACGGCAUGGAAACCCAACAUGGAUGUCAGAGGGUCAGACUGAAGCCUCUAUUUACCAACAAGCUGAAAAUGGCAAGACAGAGUUGUCUCUCAUGCAUUUCACCAUCAAAAACCCACGCUGGCAGCCGCCCCAGGAGAGUUCAGUGUUCAUCAGUCAUCUUAAAGAAAAGGUGCAUCAUGAUGCACAGGGCGGCCCCUCCACUCAGCUGCUGCUCUCUGAGGCUCCUCUCUGCACCUCGCUGCAUUCUAACCAGUCCGCCACUGGGCCUGAAAAUCUGCUGGCCAGUGUCCUUGCUCAUCCCAUCCUGACAGCAUCAGGACUUCAAGGGAGAGACCACCGCUUCAUCCCAGCAAGCACCGCUGCUUCCGCAGCUGCCAGUGUUUUGGCCUCCUUGUCCACCUCCCAGCUUGCACAUACCGGCCGUGGUAGCCGCUCGCAAGGCCUCAUGCCCACAUCCCUCAAUCCAGAGAGCACCAUGUACCGCAGCGAUCGCACCAUCAUUGACAGUAUGACUUACAGUGACAGCCGCAUUCGGAGCAAUGCACUGCACUCAGAGUUUGCCUCAGCAGAGAUGAGUCUCCAUGCCAUCUACAUGCACGAGCUCCACCAGCUGAAUUCCCACCCACAGAGAUCUUCAGGUCAGUGGCAGAACCCAGUGCCGAUGAGAGAUCUGCACACAAGUACUGGUUUCCAGGAACAUAGUGGCCUUGGUUCCAGUAUUUCCAUGCCCACGCCUGUCCAUCUUGGUGGCUGGAAAGAGGAGGAGGAGGAAGAGGAGAGAACAGAUGAUCAGGAGAUAAACAGUGGAUCUACUCCAAAGCAAGGCACAGGGAGCAAUUGUUGAGGUGCCUUAUGUCAUAAGAGUGUUUACAUUUUACUUUCCUCUACAAACAUUGUGGCCUUAGAUGAUCUUCAUGGAGAAUUUAGCAUGGACCUUUGAAAACACCACUCAGUGUUUGUUGUGGGAGGGACUCAUUGAAUAACCACUGUCUCUGCACCUCCACGCCUCCUCCUGUCACACCUGGCAGACUAUGGCAUCAGGGAAACCAUAAGUCUUCCGUCCGUUUCAUCCUGGUUUUCUCAUGAACGUGUACAGACAGUGUGUAAGGAAACAAGAGCUACUAUCGAGUGUGGGCACAGGAUCACUGUGUGAUGGCGGGUGUGGCCAAUUUUUAUUUUGGAAUGCAAAAGGCUUAUCUGCAUGUGUGCACAAUGCAAGUAUUUGUGCAUCACAGUGUGAGUCUUAUUGAGUAUCCAGCAGUUUGGUGUCUUUAUCUGUGCUGCAAGAACUGCAAAAUGCGUUGUAGCUGCCUGAACAAUUUUGAUCACCUAAAAAAAAAGAAUUCAAUAUUUCAAGUUAGGCUGCUUUACCCUGGUGAUUUGUAAAUACAAUUGUUUUGUCUUAUAAUUGUAAUAGUCCACAUUUGUACUAACAGAUUUAAUCCUUGAGAAAGAUACCAAGUAUUUUAUUCUGAAGCGCUGACUCUACAGUAGCGUAAGACACCAUGUGUACCUGGUAAAAGCCCCAUUGGGUUUGACAGAACUUGUCUUUGAAACCAGACAUACACAUGUUUGGAAGCUGCUGCUUGUGUUUAGUAGUGCUAAAUGCAGAUUCAACUCAGUAUUAAUAUUUACAAAGCUGAUGUAUCAAGACAUUACUAUUCCUGAAAAACAGGACUGAAACUAUGGACCCCAAGUACACAUGGCAUCAAAAUCCAAUGCAGAUAUAAGAUGUCUUUUAUUCAAGCUGGAUACAAAGUCAGCUUUAUGCCUUAACACGCAUAUAGUAACAUAUUUAUAUCCAAGUUUUCUGUAUUACCUCUGUGGUGGAGAAGAAAAACUAAUACUCCAAUCAGUACCUCUUCAGUGUAUUUACUCUUGUGUAAGGAUGUGUACAGUACAUAAAGAUUUCUUUAUAGUGUACAGGUGCAUCUUUUAACUGCAUUUUGAUUUUAAUGGAAGGUGUAAAUGGAAACAUUUUCAUAACCUGUUACUUUUCUUGCCCAGCAGAAAUUCUGAAGAAUCAAACAUUAGAGUCCAAAAAAAGGUGUUGGGAAGAUUUCUGUUUCCUGAACAAAACAGGGUGUAAUUGCUUUUACAAAUCUUUGUUAUACAUAUGACAUUUAUUUAUGUGUCUAUUUUGAAGAUUGACCUUCAAUCACAAGGGCUGAUUCUAGAGUAAGCCGUCGCAUUUGAAGGUUUUAAGAAAACAGUUACACAUUUUUGGCUUUGUAGUUUAAGAGUAGGGGCAUAAGAAGAAAACAGCCCUUCUCCAAGUUAGCAUCAGCUUUAAGAUUAUUUAUUCUCUCCCCCAAAUGAUUGAUAUAUGACUAUUAUUUAUUUGAAAAAGAAAAGCUAUGUCAAAUUAUUUACCUUAAAAAAAAUAUCCCUUUUAUGAAAGAAAUGGCAUGUGUUCUUCUUCUAAAAAUAGUUUAAAGGGUGUUUAUUUAGAAUAUCCUGAUUAAAAAAGUUUUUAUUAAUGCUAAGAUAACAUGGCCAGCAGCAUGAUAUUGAAUGUUUUACACUCAGAAUAAACUAGGACUCAAUCUGCUUGUAGAAGCAGUGCUCAAACACAGAAACACAAAUCUCAUCCUCUUCUAGAACACUGCAACACUUUGCAGGGUACAUGCGUCUUUGACUUUGUGUGUUUGUUGAGACUUUCGUUGUGAGUGUGCCCAUGGAAGGAAUAGGUUUUGGAAACCUGCGUUAAGGAGAACUCAGAAGUUUUGCACUGACAAAAAAAAAUACUCUUUUUAAAUGUGUGCAUAUGUACAGUACCUGUAACAGUGAGAAAGAGACGCUGGGUCAGUCUCCACCCCGAAUGACCUCGUCUCAUUGUAUAUAUAAGCAAUGCAUCAGCACGUAUUGUAUAUCAUACUUUCAGAAGACCACCUGGAAUCACUGUGGCCAAUCACAUAAGGUUGUUGUGACCUCUGGUCAGUACAUGUUCACUCUGUCACACUGUUACAACAUGCUAACAUGGGUAAUGUGGUCAAUGUAUGUGCAGUAAGUUAAUGUUGUUGAGACACUGGAGCUCAGCUUUGUGCACAGAGUUGAUUUCUUUAGACCGUCUCCACAGAUAACACCUCACUGUCCUGUUUCUCUUUAUUUGAAGCAGUGCCUUAGAAUUGCAGAUUAGGAUUUGCCCUAUCUAGAAGCCAUUUCAUGUUAAAUAUUUCUUUCACAUUACAGCACAUAUAUGUACAGUGUUUUUUGUGUUUUGCUUUUGGAAAGAGUCAUUGUGUAUAGCAUCCAGUGUGUAGUGAAGUUGUGGAUAUGGUGUGAAAACAGAUCUUGUGUCAGUCUGUUGCAUCUGACAGCACACUUCUUAUGGUGUCUAAACUUGCACUGUCCUCAUUAUCCUAAACAAGCAGGAGUUUGCCUUGUACUUGGCAGUGUCAUCAUGGCCAACCUUAUCAUCAUGCUAUGGUUUCUUACCCACUAAACACCAGUCUAAGAAUCACCAUGACUGGGACAAGGUGCUAAUUUUUCAUCCUUGUUGUACUGUUUUCUUUCUUAAUUUUUGUCUGUUUUGUUGUGUAAAUUAAGAAACACUAGCUGAAAAAUGAAACAUGCCAAAAGAACUUGUUUUUCGGCACAGCUUUACAAUACUUGUGUUGUUUUCUGUGAGUGAGUAGAGAGGCAAAUAAAUCUUAUUUUGAGUGUAUUUAAUCAUUUCAUGUGUGGUUGGUUAUGUGAUGUUUAUUUGAAAUAAAAAAAAAUCUAUUUUAAUUUUCUCUCUGUAUUAUAUUGUUGCUAGUUUUUUAAUGUCAGCCUGUGAGAUAAACAUGUAAAACAUUUUCACUAUGACUCUUUGACAUAUCCGAUGGGGAUAUACUAAUAGAGAUGCUUUUUUACUUCUAAAUACCAAAGGUAUUUUAUAUUAUUACAACAUGGAUAUCAUAGUGUUUGUUUUAUCUGUAUGUCACGAUUUAGUCCAAAGCACCCUGACAACUGUUCUCCAUGGACAUUAAUGGUCUUUUAUGCAUGACCGGUGAGAUUGGUUAAUUUAUGACUCUUCAUCAAGCAUUUCUAAAACAGAAAGGCCUUGAGUGCUUUCAAGGCUGAUGAGGUUUAACUUGACUGGAACUUAGAUGUCCAAAUAUUCAAAAGUUGGACUUUGGUGACCCCUGGUGUUGAGUAACAAAAAACACUGAUGAACAGUAUUGCAAGGUGUCAUGACAUUGUAAAUACACUGAUACAGAUGUACUAUUCACAAAUA
Molecule: messenger RNA, 6443 nt
Organism: Notolabrus celidotus (New Zealand spotty)
Lineage: Eukaryota; Metazoa; Chordata; Actinopteri; Labriformes; Labridae
Gene: atg9b
Product: autophagy related 9B
Exons: 14
Coding region: 627-3065 (812 amino acids)
Biological process (GO): autophagy of mitochondrion; protein localization to phagophore assembly site
Cellular component (GO): autophagosome; phagophore assembly site
Source: RefSeq, a predicted model, not a curated record